AUGUUCGUUCACAAGGGAGGUGAAAUAAUGAUUACAAAGGCUGAGGAGAAGAGUGGUGCGUCCCGGAGAAAUGGAGGUUACAACAGUGGAAACUCCAAUAGUAAUGAGAAGAAAAAUGGAAUCAACACAAACCUUCAACGAGUGAGGAAGCUAUCACAGGCGACUGAGAAGUUGAGCAAGACGAUGUUGAAUGGUGCUGGAGUUGUGAGUGGCUCCGUGAUGGUUCCUGUGAUGAAGUCGAAACCGGGGAUGGCCUUCUUCUCCAUGGUUCCAGGGGAGGUCCUCUUGGCCUCACUUGAUGCCCUUAAUAAAAUACUAGAUGCAGCUGAAGCCGCGGAGAGACAAACUCUAUCUGCUACAUCCAGGGCUGCUACUAGAAUGGUCAGCGAGAGAUUUGGAGAGAACGCAGGAGAGGCGACCGGAGACGUAUUAGCAACCGCGGGGCACGCGGCUGGAACAGCAUGGAAUGUUCUCAAGAUCCGCAAGACUUUCUAUCCUUCAUCUUCUCUAACAUCAGGAAUCGUCAAAAAUGCUCCAAGAAAAUGA
This is a messenger RNA of Thlaspi arvense, 546 nucleotides long. Lineage: Eukaryota; Viridiplantae; Streptophyta; Magnoliopsida; Brassicales; Brassicaceae. The record is from the annotation of a GenBank genome assembly.